AUGGAAUGGAACUGUAAUGGCAAUCCUUAUUUUUCUCCACUUGCUGCUUCUUCAGAUAAUUUUAGCCUUCUCUACAACUACAGUUUCUGCUAUGCCUAUGAGCACACAUUUCCAGAAAUGAAUCUGCAGCCACCGCCAAUAGACAGCGGCAUGGCUUCGAGCAACAUAAACAGCAGCGGCGGCGCCGGCGCCGGCGCUGGCGUUAUGAACAUGAACGGGCAGCCGCUUUUGAAUCCUGCAAAGAAGAAAAGUCGAAUGAGCAGAGAGCAGGUGGAGUCAUUGGAAAACAGCUUCCAGGAGGAGAGCAAGCUCGACCCUGACACUAAAAUCAGAUUGGCCAACGAGCUUGGCCUCCAUCCCCGUCAGAUCUCCGUCUGGUUCCAGAACCGAAGAGCCCGACUGAAAGGCAAGCAGCUUGAGCGCUUGUACGACGUGCUUAAGCAGGAGUACCACGCUGUUUCCAUGGAGAACCAUUACCUCCAGCAAGAGGUUAUGGCACUGAGGAAAAUGCUGAAGGAUCAUCAAAUGAUGAACAAACAAGCUGCAGGAUCUUACACAGACGAUGAAAGCCCAUCGAUCCCGGCGAGCUUUGAUGGCCCGACCGACGGAAGCAAUCCCGGCCCGGCUCAUCAUCAGCUCGACGAAUGCAGCAAUAACUGUGUCUACAAUUACCGGGCCAACGCCGACACCGACGCGGACUGUAUUAGUUAUUAA
Andrographis paniculata is the source of this 714-nucleotide messenger RNA. RefSeq names its product putative homeobox-leucine zipper protein ATHB-51. Gene Ontology annotation, molecular function: DNA-binding transcription factor activity, RNA polymerase II-specific; sequence-specific DNA binding. Gene Ontology annotation, cellular component: nucleus. Gene Ontology annotation, biological process: positive regulation of DNA-templated transcription. Lineage: Eukaryota; Viridiplantae; Streptophyta; Magnoliopsida; Lamiales; Acanthaceae. The coding region runs from base 1 to 714 and encodes 237 amino acids. The record is from RefSeq and is a predicted model, not a curated record. The transcript has 4 exons.